AUGGCAUUUUUCAAAAACUUUCAACAAAAUCUGAGCCUUCCUUCUGUGUCUUCUUUGAUUGACGCUCUUAGUAAUGCUGUAGAUGAUCUGACCAGUGUUGUUGGAGAGGUCAGCUAUACUGUAGUUGAUUCAGUCACAGAGCAGGUAACAAGCAUGAUAAAUGGCCUUCGCACAGAAGAUCAAAACUCUAGAGUGCAAGAGGAUAAAUCUAUGCCUAUUAGAGAGGAAAAUACAACAUCAUUAGCAGAUUCUAAGGAAACUAAUAUGAAGGAAAAAAGAUGUGUUGAAGAUAAACAUAAGCAGACUCAUUAUUCUGAUUCAUCAGAUUCUUUAAAACAAGAGUUGAAUCAAGUUAGAAUGUCAGUUCGUGUCCAGGACAAAAGAAACAAUCAAUUAAAACGGGGAGAUGCUAACAAACAUUCUAAUAAUAUGGAAGCAUCUGAAGACAUGAAAAAAGUAGGAAGACAUGUUAAAAGCAAAGGAGCCACUGGAAAUAAAUACUUGGAAAAUGAAAAGUUUUCAAAGGAUAAUAAUUUGAAUAGUAACAAAUUUAUAACAGGUGAACCUAUUAUUGAAGACUCAGGCAAUGGAUUACAUGCAGUACUGGAGAAUUCUAAGGAUCAGUUGAAUAGAAAAGUCAAAUCCAGGUUUUCAGCGAUUGAUUUUCAGGACCCCAAAGAGCAACCCUGUACAGAUGGAUUCAAGGAUUCAGAAGCAAAAGCAAAUGACCUGCCAAAGCAGAGAUUACCAGAAUCAAAUUUUAAAAAGACACCGAGUGAUCAUCCUGAUUGUGUUAAUGAAGUAAAAGCAAAGAAAUUCAAAACUUUUUCAGAUGGUAAUGAACAAACCAUAGUGAAACGUGAAGAAAAUGCAACAACCACAUUUUCUAAAGGAGGUAAAAAGAGAAACGAUAAGAAAUCAGAAAAGAUUUCAAGAGAAGUAAGUAGCAAGAAGACACCAGAAAAAGACAACUCGUACAUGAAUAAAGACCAGCAUGGUUCUUCUUCUGAAAGUGAAGAUGAGGCAUUGGGUAAAUACCAUGAGGCCUUGUCCAGAACACAAAGUUCCAGGCCACCAGUGGUAGAUAGCAGACAGCAAAAAAAUUACAUUUGGGAAACUAGACAAAAAUAUAGCCCUCUGUCUGCAGAGUAUGAUGGGUACAGUAGUGAAGCCUCGAUAGAUGAAGCAAACUGUAUUCAAAGAAUGAGAAGAACACCUCCACUGGAUGAACUGCAGCCUCCACCAUAUCAGGAUGAUAGUGGUUCUCCUCACCUCUCUUGUACACCCUCUGAAGUUGAUGACAGUAAAUGUGAAUUUUCCCACUGUAGCAACAGUCCAAGAUGUUCAUACAAGUGCCAAAGUGAAGGAAGCACCGGACAUGAAAUAGAAAGCUUCCAUAACAAAGGAUAUGAAGAGGAUGUACCCAGUGAUAGUACUGCUGUCCUUAGCCCAGAGGAUAUGUCAGCUCGAGGAUCAUCUUCACAGCUUCCUAAACCUUUUGAUCCUGAGCCAGUAGCUAAAUAUGGCAGGCUGGAUGUGACUUUUGACUAUAAUUCACAAGAGCAGAAGCUUCUAGUAACAGUGACAGCUGUCACAGACAUCCCAACAUAUAACAGGACAGGCGGAAACUCAUGGCAAGUACAUCUAGUUCUCCUACCUAUAAAGAAACAGAGAGCAAAAACCAGCAUCCAGCGGGGACCAUGCCCUGUCUUCGCAGAGACAUUCAAAUUUAAUCACGUUGAAUCUGAGAUGAUUGGGAAUUAUGCAGUUCGGUUUAGACUGUAUGGUGUACGUCGCAUGAAAAAAGAGAGGAUUGUGGGGGAAAAGAUUUUUUACUUAACCAAAUUGAAUCUUCAAGGGAAGAUGUCAGUACCAGUGAUAAUGGAGCCUUCUUACAGUCUUUCUGGCUGUGACUCUCAAAUAAGCAUGUCAGAAAUGUCCUGCAGUGAAAGUACCUCCUCUUGUCACUCCCUGGUACAUGGCUCAGCUCCAGAAAUCCUCAUCGGCCUACUUUAUAAUGCCACAACUGGAAGACUAUCAGCAGAAGUGAUAAAAGGCAGCCACUUCAAAAAUUUGGCAGCAAACAGACCACCCAAUACAUAUGUUAAAUUAACACUGCUGAAUUCCAUGGGUCAGGAGAUGUCCAAGUGCAAGACAUCCAUCCGCCGAGGGCAGCCCAAUCCAGUAUACAAAGAAACCUUCAUUUUUCAAGUGGCACUAUUUCAGCUUUCAGAUGUGACGCUCAUACUGUCUGUGUAUAAUAAACGCAGCAUGAAACGAAAAGAGAUGAUAGGCUGGAUUUCUCUAGGUCUCAACAGCUCGGGAGAAGAGGAGCUAAUUCACUGGACUGAAAUGAAGGAAUCAAAAGGACAACAAAUCUGCAGAUGGCACUCAUUACUAGAGUCUUAACAGGUAGUACCAAGGGUCAGUUGUGGUUCCAGGGUGUUCCAUGUUUCACAAGACUGUCCCUUAGUCACCACCAGGAGAUUUGUUAUGGAAGUAACAAAUUCAACAUUCCACCUUAAAAAUGCAGUGUGUGAUGGAGCAGAACAUUUGACACAUUUUCUUCAAUUCAUUUGUCAGACACCUCACUAGUGUCAGAUUAAACCUUUCUGUACACAGAUGAGAUAGCAAUCGCUCCAUCCCCUUGAUGCAUUCAAUACUGUUUGGUUUGGGAUUAUUUUCUAUUUAGCAAUUCAAAUAUAUUUUAUGUGAAAAUCCCCAAAUUAUUAUAAAAUUCUCCUAUCAUGUUGGGGUUUUUAGUGCUCUUACAUUUUUAGUUUCUGACCUCCUGAUUAAGCGACACUGGCCUUUAAUACAAGAAACAAAUUAUUAAACUGUGAAACAAGAAAACCAAACAACAACAAAAAAUCACUACCACCUGGGAAUAAAGCUUAAUAUUGAAUAUAUUGUUAUUUUAGAUUGAUUUUGUUUUUUAGGCACUUAGUUGCAUUAACUUCAUUUCUGAUGUGAAAUUAGUCUGAAAAACUCUAGGACUCAGUAAAAUCAGGUGAACUUUGACAUAAAUGUUUCUUCAAUCUGUGACAGGAACAAGCUCCACAUUGUGCUUGUGCUUCUGCCUAACCCAAAGAGACCAGAUCACUGUUCUGGUCCCUUGCAAGUCUGUUUAGACAGGUUGUACUGUAAAACUAUGUAACUUUCUGUUGAAAGCACUUCCUGUAUUCAUGUAUUCCAAUAUAGGAAGCUCAUAGAGCACGAGUUUACUAAAAAUAUCUUUUCAUUAAACCAACUGAUAUGCAUUUCUUUAAAAUGUCAAUAUUGUGAAGAUUAUGUUGAAAGAUCAUAAAAGAAACAGUAGUAGUUAAACUGCUAAGGCAAAGGACCAAUUCUAUGACUUUGGGGAAAAGAAAGAUAUUUUUGUUUCCAUGGCUGGUCAUAUGAAUUACAGAGUUUCAAGAACCAUAAUUUCUAGUCUUGUUGCUGGAGGAGGAAUACAGGGGAUCUAGAAGAGAGUUAUUUCCUCUCUAUUUUCCAGGUGGCAGAGAGAAAUAGGGCUAACCCAUGAGUUGUCAGGGCUUGCAUGGAACAUUGAACUCCCAAAUGUAUGAGUCCCUUUGCUCUGCAUGUAUUUAAGGCUGGCACGGUUGGCUUCAUAGCAACGUCAUGGUAAAAAAAAAAAAAAGAAAAAAAAAAGCUGUAGCAUAAUGGACAAAUUUUCCCUUUGGAUAUAUACCCACAACUUCCACCGACAUCAGGGAAAUAUGUGUGUAUGUGUAGCUGAGGUUUGGACCUAAAUACCGUAAGUACAGUAGAGUCUCACUAAUUCACGCUGACCGCUAGAUCCAAUUCAGAUUACUAAAUACUGCGGAUGACUGAAUAAGUAAUGACACCAUUUUUUUAAAAAAAGUCAGGAUUCUCAAAACGGAUUUUUUUCUAUAUUACAAUAAUUUUCAUUUCAUCUUAAUUGCUGCUCUACAGUAUGUGAGCAAACAUACUGCAGUUUAUUUCUUAUUUCGUAAUGAAGUCCCCAGUGCAGUAUUCACUGAGAAGGAGAGUACGAUUGCUGUAUUAUUUUUGGUGAGAAUUACUGAUGAUGUAGAGAAUUUGGAUAAAGAAAGAAACUCUUUCUUGUUACCUCUGAACAGUUCAAGCUUUGGGAUACAAAGACAGUCAGGUACUGUGUGAUUGCAUACAGCAAGUGUAUAAUGUUAAAGAUACGUCAUGUGAUUCUCAGAUACUCACAAUACUUAAAUGAUUUCAUAACCCCUUUCCUAAGAAAUCUCCAGUUACAGUUUUCAACUGACAUUAUUUUGUGCCUUUCAUUUCACACUAGUUGAAGCUGCUAAUACAAACGGAUGGUUGUAUUUGCAGAACAGGGCCUUCAAUUUUUAUUGACUUAAGGAUUUCUCAGAACAUUGCCACAGAAAUUUUCUUUCCUGUCUUGCAUGUUGUUUUUUAUGUAAGGCACAAUAAACUUCAUUUUGGUAAUUCAAACAUCCAAGAACUUUGAUUAGCCAGAAACAUUGUAAGUAGCGGUACAGUAUAAAGUGUUCUUUCAAGUUCUGUUUGUUGCUCAGUUUGUGAGGUGCAACAUCAAACUCAUAAAUUUUUAAAUAAAUAUAUGUUAAUUUUAUGUGCAUAAGAAAAACCACCUCCAUUUCCCCAGCUCAUUUUGGUUUCACUUACAAUAGACACACUUGUUAUUUACUGAGUUACUACCAGGAAAAAAGUCAUAAGUAACCAAGGGUCAUAAACCACGUAUAUUUGUGGAUAUUUUGAGGCAGUCUCCUAAGAUCAAAUAUUGUCUGUCAAGGGUUGUCUCUUGUACAGGUUCACUGUAUAAAGUGAUGUACAGUAUUUCACAGUGACUACUGAACAAGGUAAUUCCAUUACAGAGCAUGGGGGAUAUCUCAGGUCACCCACAGACUAUAUUACAAAUUAAACUUGGUGAGUCUGUAACUUGGAAAAGGAACCCAAACUACACUAAAUGAUAGGAGCAAUCAAAUUCCUUUUGAAAUGUGAGAUUGUUUAGGAAUGACGUUUUCAUGUAUUAACAAU
Messenger RNA from Gopherus evgoodei (Goodes thornscrub tortoise), 5019 nucleotides. RefSeq names its product synaptotagmin 14 (gene SYT14). The transcript has 6 exons. NCBI's taxonomy places the organism in Eukaryota, Metazoa, Chordata, Testudines, Testudinidae. The record is from RefSeq and is a predicted model, not a curated record. Bases 1 to 2409 code for a protein of 802 amino acids.